Molecule: messenger RNA, 2489 nt
Organism: Thalassophryne amazonica
Lineage: Eukaryota; Metazoa; Chordata; Actinopteri; Batrachoidiformes; Batrachoididae
Product: tripartite motif-containing protein 16-like
Exons: 1
Coding region: 112-1782 (556 amino acids)
Molecular function (GO): protein binding; zinc ion binding
Source: RefSeq, a predicted model, not a curated record
AACCACAUUUUCUGGAGAUCUUUCAGUCCGUGAACAACACAUGAUCAGUGCUACAUUAUUUCAGAGAACAGACUGCUUGAAGUGAAGCUGUUUGAUGCUCACUGAGGAGAAAUGGCACAAGGAGGAAUUCAGCUGGACCAAGAAGCACUUUGCUGUUCGAUCUGUCUGGAUCUACUGAAGGACCCAGUGACUAUUCCCUGUGGACACAGUUACUGCAUGAACUGUAUUCGAAAUUUAUGGGACAGACAUUAUCAGACGAGAACUCACAGCUGUCCUCAGUGUCGGCAGACUUUCACAGUGAGGCCUGUCCUGGUGAAAAACACCAUGUUAGCACAUUUAGUGGAGGAGUUGAAGAAUAUUGGACUCCAAGCUGCUCCUGUUGAUCACUGCUACGCUGGACCUGAAGAUGUUUCCUGUGAUUUGUGCACUGGGAGAAAACUAAAAGCCUUCAAGUCCUGUCUGGUGUGUUUGGUCUCUUACUGUGAGAAACACCUCCAGCCUCACUAUGAUGUCGCUCCAUUAAAGAAACACAAGCUGGUGGAGCCCUUAAAGAACCUCCAGCAGAACAUCUGCAGUCAUCACAACGAGGUGAUGAAGAUGUUCUGUCGUACUGAUCAGCAGUGUAUCUGUUAUCUCUGCUCUGUGGAUGAACAUAAAGGUCACGACACGGUGUCAGCUGCUGCACAAAGGACCAAGAGGCAGAGAGAGGUCGAGGUGAGACGACAGCAAAUCCAGGAGAGAAUCCAGAUCAGAGGUGAGGAGGUGAAGGUCGUCCAACGAGAUGUGGAUCCCAUCAGUCACUCUGCUGAUAAAGCGGUGGGGGACAGUGAGAAGAUGUUCACAGGUCUGAUCCAACUCAUUGACAAAAGAUCUGAUGUGAAGCAGCAGAUCAGGUCUCAGCAGAAAAUCGAAACGAGUCGAGUCCAAGAUCUUCAGGAGAAGCUGGAGCAGGAGAUCAGUGAUCUGAGGAGGAAAGAAGCUGAGCUUCAUCAGCUUUCACAAUCAGAGGAUCACAACCAGUUUCUCCAAAAAUACCCCUCACUGACAUGCCUUCCUGAAGAUGCAGACUCACCCAGAAUCCAAACACGUCCUCUGAGGUACUUUGAGGAUGUGACGGCGGCCGUGUCAAAGGUCAAAGUCAAGUUACAGGACAUUGUGAGUGAGGAACAGAUGCAGAUCUCACGUGCACAGACUGAAGUGGAUGUUUUACUGCCAGAAGCAGAACCAAAACUCAGAACUGAUUUCUUCAAAUAUUCAUGUGAAAUCACACUGGAUCCUAAUACAGCAAAGAAAUAUCUGAUAUUAUCUGAAGGAAACAGAAAAAUAAAACCAGUGGAGCAAAAACAGUGUUAUUCUGAUCAUCCAGGUAGAUUUAAUGAUUGGUGGCAGGUCCUGAGCAGAGAGAGUCUGAGUGGACGUUGUUACUGGGAGGUGGAGUGGAACGGGAAGGGAGUUUCUGUUGCAGUUACAUACAAGAAUAUUAAGAGAACAGGAUCCAAGAGACAAUGUGUAUUUGGCAACAAUCAGAUAUCCUGGGCAUUACAUUAUUAUGGCAGUGGUUAUUAUUUCAGAAAUAAGCGUAUCCAGACUCCAGUCUCAGGUCGUCUGUCGUCCAGACUCGGAGUGUAUCUGGAUCACAGUGCAGGUCUUCUGUCCUUCUACAGCGUCUCUAAAACCAUGACUCUCCUCCACAGAGUCCAGACCACAUUCACUCAGCCGCUCCAUGUUGGACUUGCGGUUCAUAAUUUUGGAGACACUGCUGAGAUCUGUGAGCUCAAAUAGAGGAAAUUAUUUUCAGAUCAAGUCUGAUGACACCAAACGAUACAACACUGAAACCAAACACUGACAAUAUUCACACCAAACCAAUACAACACAAUUUUUAUUUUCACCGGUUUUGCCUCAAAAAAAUGCACAAUAAAAUAUAAUGUCAUCUGCUGCAGAUUUAUUUAAGAUGUUUGAUCAUCGUCGUCACAUUGUGGCAUCUGUCAGCUGAGGAGGCAGAAAGUCUACAACAACAAGAUCAGUCUUUUCCUGAUUUACUGUGCGUUUCACAACCAAAGAACACUUAAUGUAAAUGUAUGACGUUACCGAUAGCAACCACUUUAAUCACCAUCCUGGUUUAGUUUUUUCUCUAUUUGUGAGUUUUUGAAUUGCUAGAACCUUAAAUGACAAAGCUAAAGGUUUAACUUCAUCAAAAUGUGUUUGCAUCAUUUUAUUUCUUUUUUCUUUCUUCAGAAGUGUGUGACAUUAUUGUUUCAUUUCACACAUUUACAUUCUUUGUGUGUGUGUUUGUGUGUGUAUGUGAAAUGUGAACAUUUAACAACAGUACAAGAAUGAAUAAAGGUUUUUAAAGUAUUAUUUUGUUUCAUUCAGUUAGUUUCAUCACAUAAAGUUCUAUUUUACAGAAAUAAGAUGAUAUUUCAAUUUGCCCAGACAAUUUCAAUAUCUGUAAGCUCGAUCCGAGCAGAUGCUUUGGAAUACAUAAAAUG